UCCUGGUUUGGAGCCCCAGAAGCGCUUUUCCGGCCCCACCUAGGCCCCCUGAGCCGCGCCCAUAUGGUGGGAGGAGCCCGACGCAGCUCCCCGCCUAGAAGCCGGGAAUUUUCUACGCGGUUGAGUAGCCCCGCCACCUCCUGGCCUUGUGAUCUUGGGCAAAUCCCUUCUUGUCGAGCCUCAGUUUGUUUACUUGCGAAUGAAAAUGUCAUCCUGGGUUAUCGGGAGGAUUGCUUGGAUGAGGGACAGCUUCCGCAGAGCGUUUGGCCUGUAAAAUUCAACAAAUAACAUCGGCUGCUGCUGUUGCUAACAGAGACGGCCGGGGCAGUAGAGAGUCGUGUGGAGAGUUGAGAGUGGCUAAGAGGAUCACGUAGAAGAGAACGUGAAAUGCUCAGCACAGUGUCAGCUAGGAAGUACUUGGUGCGCCUCUCCCCCCUUCCCCACUACAUCUGGUUUGCUAAUCCUAGAGCUGACAAGCAUCCCAAGAGUUGGAAGUCUGCACUACCAGGAUUCUGACUAGGAGUCGGAGACAUCCUUUUCCAGAGUCCCAGAAUGGAGACUGAAGGGUACUUAGAGACACAAAGAAAUAGAGAAGUCCAGAAUGAUAAAAUAAGGCCACCAUCAAAUGAGAUGGUGGCCGAGGAGUCAGAAGUUGUCCUCAUAUCGGCUCCCCAGGUCCAGGUUCCGCGAGAGCCUUCCGGGCUUCCACCAGAGAGCCUCGAUGAAGACUCUGUCGAAGACCUUGAGACCAUGCCACGAAGGAAUCGUCCCAACGCUGCAGCCUCCAGGCAGAGGUUCAGGAAAUUCCGCUAUGAGGAUGCAGCCGGGCCCAGGGAGGUCCUCCGACAUCUGCAGGAGCUUGCUGGACAGUGGCUGAGACCCGAUAUUCACACAAAGGAGCAGAUUGUGGAGAUGCUGGUGCAGGAGCAGUUCCAGGCUGUCCUGCCCGAGGAGCUCCGAGCUCGGGCCCAGAGAUGUCAGCCCGGGGUCAGAAUCACCGGCUGAGUCCUGCCGCCGGGUCCUUGCUCAGCCUGCGCGUGAGAAGUCACCGGAGGUGCUCGUUGUUGUUGCAAGAGCCGGUCGCGGUCAUGGGGAAAUGUGAGCCUCGGUUUUUUUGAGCUUGGCUUUGACUAGUUGUAAUAAUCCGUCAAAACCCAUGUCUGGACCUCCCUCUGGCUGAGGCAGCUCUAAUUCCGGGGACUGAGCUCCGGAAAGAGCUUCUCUACCCUCCUGUUAGGACAAUCAGCCUGUUGCUUGUUUUUGCUCUGCCGAAUGCCUCCUUUUUUGCACUUUCUGACAUGCUUUAAUAUAUUGUUAUGUAUCCAAAGAGCUAAUCGCUUCAACUUUCAGAAUUCUUGAUUCUUGCUGUGGUGGCAUGAAUGGAAGCUUCUGUAACCCCAUCCAGUAAACUCGUUUGAGACGCCCUUGAAAUAUUAAAGUUUGGUCCUUAA
This is a messenger RNA of Lynx canadensis (Canada lynx), 1451 nucleotides long. Its product is annotated as SCAN domain-containing protein 1-like. NCBI's taxonomy places the organism in Eukaryota, Metazoa, Chordata, Mammalia, Carnivora, Felidae. The transcript has 3 exons. Bases 553 to 1005 code for a protein of 150 amino acids. The record is from RefSeq and is a predicted model, not a curated record.